AUGGUGGCCGUCUCGAGAGUUAACUCGGUCGUCACCUCGAUCGCCUUCAGCAAUGAUGACGACCUUCAGAGUUUCUACACAGCUCUAGAUGACUCCAACAAUGACUCCAUGUUGGAUAUAGUCACAGACACCACGAUUGCCGACGUUGGAUCUGUGAGCGCAGAAGAGGAGUCCCUGGUUGAAGAUGUUGAUCUGCUAUCCCGCAAUAUGGUAGUUCUUAAGAAAGCACCAGAGACCUCGGAUGAGACACUCAGGGUCAACAGACAGUUGCUGAAGGAUGAAUUGCGGGUCACAGGGCUCAUCAAUACGUUGAUUAGCAGUUAUCCGCCCAGUUUGGAAGUUUCUGAGGACAUUGAAGAGCCUCCUCGUAAACGUCUUGAAAUUGUGUGGAGCCGGCUCCGCAGGUUGAUAAGAAAACUUUUCAGACGUCGCCAUUAA
Ogataea parapolymorpha DL-1 is the source of this 438-nucleotide messenger RNA. RefSeq lists its product as uncharacterized. The record is from RefSeq and is a predicted model, not a curated record. The transcript has a single exon. The coding region runs from base 1 to 438 and encodes 145 amino acids. Lineage: Eukaryota; Fungi; Ascomycota; Pichiomycetes; Pichiales; Pichiaceae.